ACAUCAGCCCAUCUCAUGGUCCUCACUUGAUCUCAGUCUGGGGCUUUAUAGGGACCCGAAUCCGCGGCGAAAUGCCUCCCAAAGAGCCACAGCUGACUGGACCUCGAGCACCGGCCGCAGCUAAAUGAGACUGGAGCUGCGAGGAUGGAAAUGUUGCUGAAGGGAAACCUGAGCAGAGGACUGGCGCUCUGCUUUCUGCUGCUGGCUCUUGUGCAUGACACCACAGGCCAAAGAAGAAAGACAGGACGCAGGAAUAACUACAGGCUGCAUGAUGAUGGAGGAAAUGGUCUGACAUGUUCACUGGAGGUGGCCUUCAUCCUGGACAGCUCUGAGAGUGCAAAAAUAUCCCUAUUUGAGAGGCAGAAGGCCUUUGUGUUGAGCUUCAGCACCCGGCUUUCCAUGCUGCAGGUAGCCGGCUGGACACUGAAGGUGCGAAUGGCUGCACUUCAAUACAGCAGCUCCGUGUCCAUCGAGCACAGAUUCUCAGCGUGGAAAGACCUGGAUUCAUUCCACAGUCGAGUCAGCACAAUGAACUACAUCGGGCACGGCACCUACACCACCUAUGCCAUCACCAACGCCUCGCAGCUGCUGGUGCAGGAGACGCCGGUGGACAGCGUCAGGGUUGCUGUACUGAUGACGGACGGAGUCGAUCAUCCCCGUAACCCAGAUGUGAUAGCGGCUGCUGCAGAGGCCAAAGGUCACAGCAUAAAGUUCUUCGCCGUCGGGUUGUCGGAUAUCGCCCAGCAGAGUCAGAAUAACGCCAAGCUCCGCGCCAUCGCCAGCACGCCUGCUCAGCAGUUUGUCCAAAGUCUUCUUGACUCUCAGCUGGAGGAGAAGAUGCUUAAAGAGAUGGGUGCAGUCGCAUUUGAAGGGUGUCCACAAGCCCAAGUGUGCUUGUGUGAAAGAGGAGAGAGAGGCCCUCCAGGAAGUCCUGGUAGAAAAGGAGACCCAGGCUUCAGAGGGUCACCUGGCUCAAAAGGAGCAAGGGGGGAGCCUGGCUUGAACGGUCGACCUGGAGGUGACGGUCCAGAGGGCCGUCCAGGUUAUAAGGGCAACAAGGGAGAGAGAGGAGACUGUGGCACUCCUGGAGAAAAGGGCGACGCUGGACCUGAGGGACCUCCAGGAUCACGAGGACCAAAAGGAGAACAGGGUGCGACAGGACCACCAGGAGACAUGGGACCUGAGGGCCCAGCAGGAUCUAAAGGAGACAGAGGGCCCAACGGUGCACCUGGACCGCCAGGAGACAUCGGUAUUGGAUUCCCAGGAGCCAAGGGUGAAAAAGGGAUUCAGGGAAGACCAGGUCCCACAGGUCCUGUUGGAAUAGGAGAACCAGGACUGUUAGGACCACCGGGACCACCUGGAGCACAAGGAAACCCUGGACCUCCUGGAGAAGGGUUUGCAGGACCGAAGGGUGAUCGGGGGUACGACGGUCCGAGGGGCAACCGUGGGCUUCCUGGCAUCGGGGUCAAAGGUGACAAGGGCAAUCGUGGACCGCCAGGAAUCCCAGGUCCAGUUGGAGCUCCUGGUUUAGGACUUCAAGGAGAAAAGGGUGAUCAGGGCCCAGUUGGACCCGCAGGACCCAGAGGAAUUCCAGGUGUAGGGAUUCAAGGACCCAAGGGGAAUCAGGGCCUCCCAGGUGAGAUUGGACUGCCAGGUGAGAGAGGUGUGGGAGAACCAGGACCCAAAGGUGACCCCGGGGCCGAGGGGCUGCCAGGCAUACCGGGUCAGCCAGGAGACGACGGAGCCCCGGGACCAAAGGGUGACGUUGGGCUACAGGGGCCCAGGGGACCUGACGGGGCUCCUGGUAAAGGUGUCCCAGGAGAGAAGGGAGACAGAGGGGACAGGGGCUCUAGAGGGCAGCCAGGUGCAGUCGGUCCUGUGGGGCCGAUGGGGCCGAAGGGGGAACCAGGAAGUGUGGGGCCACCAGGGUUAACUGGACCCCCAGGCCGGGGUAUACCUGGUGCUAAGGGGGAAUCGGGUCUACGAGGUCCAGCUGGAGCUGUGGGAGAGCCGGGAAAUGGUUUGAUUGGACCCAAGGGCGACAGAGGGCCACCGGGGCCUGCUGGGCCACCCGGGCUGAAAGGCGACGGUUUCCCCGGCGCUCCGGGACUCCCGGGGCCUCCUGGCCUGUUAGGAGAGGUCGGACCAGAGGGCGUGGGAUUACCGGGACCAAAGGGAGACAGAGGCCUGCCUGGACCUACUGGACCUGCCGGGCCACCAGGAAUCGGUCUCAUUGGUUCAAAGGGUUCAGUCGGCCAAAUAGGACCUCCUGGUCCACAGGGGUUACCCGGGGAAGGAAUACAAGGACAGAAGGGGGAGCCUGGAUUUCAGGGGAUCCCCGGCCCCAGAGGUCCUCCAGGACAAGGUCUGCAGGGAGACAAGGGCGACCGAGGCUUCAGAGGGGAGAAAGGCAAGAAGGGAGACCGAGGGGAGGCCGGAGAGCCGGGGACCGUCGGACCUCUGGGCAGGGUGGGACAGAAGGGAGAGCCCGGACUCACAAGGGAUGAAAUCAUCAAAAUAGUGAGAUCCAUAUGCAGCUGUGGGGUGACGUGCCGCCAAACGCCCCUGGAGCUCGUCUUCGUGAUCGACAGCUCAGAGAGCGUCGGCCCUGAAAACUUCAACGUGAUCAAAGACUUUGUGAACGCGCUGAUCGACCGCGCCUCGGUCAGCAGGGACACCACGCGGGUCGGCGUGGUCCUCUACAGCCACAUCAACAUAGUGGUGGUCAGCCUCGGGCAGGAAGCCACCCGCGAUGAGAUCAAGUCCUCUGUGCGCUCCAUGGUCUACCUGGGCGAGGGCACGUUCACGGGCAGCGCCAUCCAGCAGGCCAACCACGUGUUCAAGGCGGCGCGGGCAGGCGUGAGGAAGGUGGCCAUCAUCAUCACCGACGGUCAGGCUGACAAGAGGGACUCGGUGAGUCUGGAGAGCGCAGUGACGGAGGCUCAGGGGAGCAACAUCGAGACGUUUGUGAUCGGGGUGGUGAACGAGAGCGACCCCCUGUACGAAGAGUUCAAGAAGGAGCUCAGCUUCAUGGCCUCUGACUCUGACAGCGACCACGUCUACCUGAUCGAUGACUUCAAAUCCCUUCCAGCUCUGGAGAAAAAACUGCUGAGUCAUAUUUGUGAAGACGGAAACAGACGUUUGUUCAGUUCCGUCCCGAGCUCCAGACUCCCUCCAGGAAUCCCAGAGGUCUCCGGCAACGUUCGGGAACCGUCGUACAGGACGGACACGGACACGCCGACCUUCACCGGAGACUUCAGGAGAGUUCAGAUGGUGCCCGGUGCUCCAGCGUCUCACCCCGACAGGGAACCGGUCCCUCCGCUCAAACCCAAGACGGACGACAGGACCGCCUCAGAAACUCAGAGGUUUCCGUUCUUCGACAGGGAGCCCUUCAGGCCGGUGACAGAGUUCCUCCCACAGCUCGACACCAACAACCCCACACAUCGCACGGUGCUGACCGGAGCCAUGGGACCGGCUGCUCCCACUCUGAAGGCCCCACCUGAGAAGAAGACGCCGCCGCCGCCGCCGUCUCCACCGCCUCCUCCCUCUGACGCCUACGCAUCAGCAGAGCGCUGCAGACAGAUCCUGGAUCCAGGACCGUGUCGGGAGUACGUGGUGAAGUGGUACUACGACGCCACAGCCAACGGCUGCGCUCAGUUCUGGUUCGGAGGCUGUUUAGGAAACGACAACCAGUUUGAGACUGAGAAGAGCUGCAGGGAAACCUGCGUCAAGGUCUAACCUGCACCUGCCCGUAUGGAAAUCAAGCUCAGAAAACAUUUUGCUCUUUCCUCACACGUGACUUUGCCAAACAGUUCACUUCAGUGCCGUAGUGCUUCUCUUGUAGCUGCCUUGACAAGGAUAGGGAGACGUCUUAAACCAAAUCACCCUGAAGUGGAGUUUUAGUUUUUAAAUUAUAGCAAGUUAGGCAUCAUGAAAUGUUGUUUCUGUUGGCCAGGGGAAUUUGUUUUGUGCCUGAACCAAGCUAAUGGAGAGAAAACAGCUCAUCUGAUGCUACUUCUGAGCAGUUCUGUUGAAUAAAAAAUAAUAAGCUCCGACUCUGUAACCACUAACGUUUCUAUUACAACAGUAACCGUUUUGUACUCUCAGAUGCAAUGAUGUAUUUUUUUACUAUGAAAGGUCCAGUGUGCAGGAUUCAGAGGACUCUUAGCAGAAAUACAACAAUAAUCAUUAUGUUUGAAUCAUGCUGUAUUGUCUAAAAACAAGAAUAGUUGUGUGUUACCUUGGUGCUUUUCCACAGAGUCCACCAUGUUGCGCUGCCAUGUUCCUACAGUAGCCUGGAAGGGACAAACCAAACUCUACAGAGGGUCUUUUAGGGUUUUACUGGCCACCGUAGAGUCUCUUUCAUUCUCAGAACAGAAGGAUGAGUUGAGUGGUAUUCAGCCAGCGGUGGAAGAAGUAUUCAGGUCCUUUAUUUAAGUAAAAAUACCAACACAGAAAAAAAAAAAUCCUACUUAUGUCACUGUGCAAAUCAGCAAAAUGUGUUUAAAGUAUGAAAGUAAAGGUGCUGGUUUAGUCCCACUGACUGAUAUGUUGUUAUAUCUGACAUUAGAUUAUAAAUAUUGAAGCUUCAGUGUGUCAGCAGCAGGUUACGGUUUAGCUGCUGCAGGUUUGAAUGACUUUACAUCCAGUUUUAUAUCCAGGAACAGCAGACGAGUCUGACGGCUGGACGCAUAACUAAUGGGACAGAAGAGGAGAAAAAAAAUAAAAUCUGUUCAGUUUUUUAGUUUUACUGUAAUAUUUAGUUCUUUUUUUUUUUUUUUUUGGUGCGAUAUUAGAUCAUUUAAACAUUUAUGGAAAUGAAACCAUGUGAGAAACUUAACAGAGAAAAUCUAUUUAGUAGAGCUGUUAACAACAGACAUCUGAAAUGGGACCCAGACUACACACCACUGGUUUAAUCUUUAGCCUAUAUGUUGGAUUUUAAAAGCUUAUUAAAUGAUUAAUUGUGUAAAAUCUCCAUUCUAAAACGAAUGCAGUAGAAGGUACAUUACUUGUCUCUGAAAUGUGGUGGAGCAGAAGUAUGACAUAGCAUAAAAUGUAAAGUAAAAGUACCUCAACAUUGUACUCGAGUAGAUGCACAGCUUGCAUGCAGCUGGUUGCAUUCUGCAGCUUCAACACUAGAUGCCACUAAGUUCUACACACUGGGCCUUUAAUGCUUGUGUUUUUUUUAAUACCAUGUAAUGUCCUUAAAUAAAAAACUAAGAAAAUAAA
Molecule: messenger RNA, 5229 nt
Organism: Stegastes partitus (bicolor damselfish)
Lineage: Eukaryota; Metazoa; Chordata; Actinopteri; Pomacentridae
Gene: col28a1b
Product: collagen, type XXVIII, alpha 1b
Exons: 35
Coding region: 145-3738 (1197 amino acids)
Biological process (GO): extracellular matrix organization
Molecular function (GO): extracellular matrix structural constituent conferring tensile strength; serine-type endopeptidase inhibitor activity
Source: RefSeq, a predicted model, not a curated record